AUGACCAACCGCCGAAUCCCCAACCUGAUUCAUUUCAUCUGCCUGAUCAAACCAGGCAAUGAGAUUGUGCCCUUCCUGCACUUUGCUGCGGUAGCAAGCGCAAAGUCGAUCCUGCGUCCCGAUAAAAUCAUCCUCCACCUCAACGGCAAUCCACAAGGUCCCUGGUGGGAGAGAAUACGCCCGUUAGUCGACGAAAUCAAGCUGGUGGCGCUACCCACCCACUGGCGCCACGACAAGCCCAUCUACAAUCCAGAGAAACCCCACCAUUACUACUCCCACAUGUCGGACCACAUCCGGCUGCACGCGUUGGCGGAGAUUGGUGGCAUCUACCUGGACCUGGAUACCAUCACUAUCCGGCCGGUCAACGAUCUCCUACAGCACGAGUUUGUCAUAGGCAAGGAGACGUGCAGCCCGCUCGACCCGGUUCGCCAUAGGCUGGGCAGUGCCGUUCUGAUGGCGGCCCCUGGGUCAGCAUUCCUCCUCGAGUGGAUGCGCCGGUACCCUGAGGUGUACGACUCCGCAGACUGGGCGUCGGCGGCCACGCUGCUCCCCGCAACGAUUUCGCAGGAGCAACCUGGGUUGCCUGUCAACGUUGUGCCCGAGACAGCAUUCUUUUCGGUGAACUGGGACGACGUGGCGGGCAUAUUCGAGGAGCCAAGGUCGGUCGAUCCCGAGGCAAGGAUCUUGCAUCUUUGGCAGAAUAUGAGCUGGGAAAAGUACUUCAAGCGCAUCACAGGGAUGGAUUGGGCGAGACAGAACAGCCACACGGUGUGUGCGACGCUUCUGUUGAAUGCAGAAUCGGCAUGGAUUCGGGACGGCAUCGACUAUGGAGAGCAUGGAGAGCGAUGA
This is a messenger RNA of Dichotomopilus funicola, 849 nucleotides long. RefSeq lists its product as uncharacterized. NCBI's taxonomy places the organism in Eukaryota, Fungi, Ascomycota, Sordariomycetes, Sordariales, Chaetomiaceae. The coding region runs from base 1 to 849 and encodes 282 amino acids. The record is from RefSeq and is a predicted model, not a curated record. The transcript has a single exon.